CGAAACUGCUGGUCUACACUCAAGAGCAAUCGCAAUGACUCAGCAACAGAGACAGAAGUUCGCGCUGAUUACAGGAUGUACGCCAGGAGGGAUUGGCCACUUCCUCGCGCUGGAAUUUGCUGAGAAGGGAUUCCAGGUGCUGGGCACUGUCCGUGACCCCUCGAAGUACUCUUCGCCGCACGAGAACAUCACUUUCCUUCCCCUGGAGCUCACGAGCAUCGACUCGAUACGAGAGCUUCGCAAGCGCGUCAUCGAAAUCACGAACGGCAAGCUCGAUAUCCUCUACAACAAUGCUGGACGGAACUACGUGGUGCCAGCACUCGACUACGACACCGAUGAGCUGCACGAGCUUUUCGAGGCGAACGUCUUCGCUGUGAUGCACAUGUGCAGGGAGUUCACGCCGCUCCUCAUCGAGGCGAAGGGUACCAUUGUGCAAACGGGCUCAGUCGCAGGCAUUCUGCCAUACGUCUGGGGUGCACCAUACAACGCUUCGAAGGCCGCCCUGCACUCAUACACGAACACUCUGCGCGUCGAGCUUGCACCCCUCGGCGUACGCGUUGUGAAUGUGAUCACUGGUGGCGUCACGUCGAACAUCGCACGAACACAUCGGCAGCUACCGCCAGGCUCUUACAUGCAACCGCUUGCGCCUGAAUAUGAGCGCAGACUGACACACAGCCAGCAGCUCGGCAUGGACACCAAGCAGUAUGCUAGGAGCUGUGUAAGGCAGGUGCUGCGUGGAGAUGGCUGGCUUGGUCGGCAGCGAGAGAUUUGGGAGGGCAAGAUGAGCUGGAUCGUAUGGUUUGGCUGGAAGUGGAUGCCAACGAAGAUCUUCGACUGGUACUUCACCUAUGUCUUCAAGCUUGGGAAGCUGAGGGGGACCGUGGGACCCAACAAAAAGACGUUGUAAACCAGACUACGCGAACCAAGAUAGCCAGUAAUUGAAAGCAUGCUGAAAUAGAAGGCGAUCAGUCGAUGGGUGCGACUGAAGAACGGCUG
Molecule: messenger RNA, 996 nt
Organism: Didymella exigua CBS 183.55
Lineage: Eukaryota; Fungi; Ascomycota; Dothideomycetes; Pleosporales; Didymellaceae
Product: NAD(P)-binding protein
Exons: 2
Coding region: 35-907 (290 amino acids)
Biological process (GO): triglyceride catabolic process; phosphatidic acid biosynthetic process
Cellular component (GO): lipid droplet; endoplasmic reticulum
Molecular function (GO): triacylglycerol lipase activity; acylglycerone-phosphate reductase (NADP+) activity
Source: RefSeq, a predicted model, not a curated record